Molecule: messenger RNA, 777 nt
Organism: Plasmodium falciparum 3D7
Lineage: Eukaryota; Apicomplexa; Aconoidasida; Haemosporida; Plasmodiidae
Source: RefSeq, a predicted model, not a curated record
AUGCUAUUACUACAAAAUAAAAUAUACUUUUUCAUAGUUAUAUUUCUUAUAUUAUUCUUAUCAUAUAAGAAUACGUUGACAAAAAUAGAAGACCUAAUAUAUAAAAGAUAUAUUACAACAGAAAUAAAAUCAAAAAGGAUAUUGUCAGAUUUUAAUUUAAAACAUCACAAAUAUACUAAAUUAAAGGAAUAUGAUGAUUUAAAAAAAAACUGUAAAAAAUAUAAAGAGUAUGAGAAGGCUCUUCUCUUGUACAAUUUAAUAAAUAAGGACCUUCAAAAAUAUGACUGGGAUGAAUAUUUAUAUAAUGAUGGAAAUUCAAAUGAAAAAUAUAUAUAUUAUAAAAAAUUUUUUGAUUCAAAAAAAGAUACAGAGAGUAUAAAAAGGAAAAUAAAGAAAAUUUUUGAUGAAAAAGCUUCAAAAUAUUUAAUACAAAGCAAAAAAAAAAAGAAAUUCAUGGAUUAUAUAAAAAAGUUAUUCUAUAAAAUAUUUAAAAAAGCAAAGAAAAAAAUAUAUAAAGAAAUAAAAAAAGAGAAAAAAAAAGAGAAAAAAAAAGGAAUGUCCGAUUUUGAUAUAUUUCAAAAUAGUAUAUAUACACUAAUUUUUACUAUAUUAUCUAUUGGAUGCUUAUUCAUAGCCUUUAAAGUAUAUAGUAUAUCUUUGGUGAUAAAUUUUUCUUUAAUUACCUCAAUUAUUUGGCCCACUGUAUUUGGAAUAAUGGGACUAGUCUUUUUAAUGAUUGCAGGGUUAUUAAUAUACGAAAUGAUUUCAAUUGACUAA